Messenger RNA from Mesocricetus auratus (golden hamster), 2561 nucleotides. RefSeq names its product transcription elongation factor A1 (gene Tcea1). Gene Ontology annotation, biological process: DNA-templated transcription; transcription elongation by RNA polymerase II; positive regulation of transcription by RNA polymerase II. NCBI's taxonomy places the organism in Eukaryota, Metazoa, Chordata, Mammalia, Rodentia, Cricetidae. The transcript has 10 exons. Gene Ontology annotation, cellular component: nucleus. Gene Ontology annotation, molecular function: nucleic acid binding; zinc ion binding. The coding region runs from base 119 to 1021 and encodes 300 amino acids. The record is from RefSeq and is a predicted model, not a curated record.
GGGCGGGGCGCUUGGUGAGGAAGGCCUAGGCCGUCUGCUUCACGGCUUGUCGAGCGUCCGCGCUGCUUCUCGCGCUUCCCGUCCGCUGUGGCCGGGCGAGCGGAAGCCUUACGGAGCCAUGGAGGACGAGGUGAUUCGCAUUGCCAAGAAGAUGGACAAGAUGGUGCAGAAGAAGAACGCGGCUGGCGCAUUGGAUUUGCUGAAAGAGCUUAAGAAUAUUCCCAUGACUCUGGAAUUAUUACAGUCCACAAGAAUUGGAAUGUCUGUCAACGCUAUUCGCAAGCAGAGUACAGACGAAGAAGUCACAUCUUUAGCCAAAUCACUCAUCAAAUCCUGGAAAAAAUUAUUAGAUGGCCCAUCAACUGAUAAAGACCCUGAAGAAAAGAAAAAAGAACCUGCAAUUUCAUCACAGAAUAGCCCUGAAGCAAGAGAAGAAAGUAGUUCCAGCGGCAAUGUAAGCAGAAAGGAUGAGACAAACGCUCGAGACACUUAUGUUUCAUCUUUUCCUCGGGCACCAAGCACUUCUGAUUCUGUGCGGUUAAAAUGUAGGGAGAUGCUUACUGCAGCUCUCCGGACAGGAGAUGACUACGUUGCAAUUGGAGCCGAUGAGGAAGAACUGGGAUCCCAGAUUGAGGAAGCUAUAUAUCAAGAAAUAAGGAAUACAGACAUGAAAUACAAAAACAGAGUACGGAGUAGGAUAUCAAAUCUUAAAGAUGCAAAGAAUCCAAAUUUAAGGAAAAAUGUGCUUUGUGGGAAUAUUCCUCCUGACCUGUUUGCUAGAAUGACAGCAGAGGAAAUGGCCAGUGAUGAGCUCAAAGAAAUGAGGAAAAACCUGACCAAAGAAGCCAUCAGAGAGCAUCAGAUGGCCAAGACAGGUGGGACCCAGACUGACUUGUUCACGUGUGGCAAAUGUAAAAAGAAGAACUGCACUUACACACAGGUGCAAACUCGUAGUGCUGAUGAACCAAUGACAACAUUUGUCGUAUGUAAUGAAUGUGGAAAUCGGUGGAAGUUCUGUUGAGUUGGAAGAAUCAACAAGGUAUCUGGACCAUUAAGAAAAACAGAUUUUGUAAUUAGCUUUAAAAUUAGGCCAGGCAACUUAUUUCUCUGCAAAUGAUAUUUGUAAACAGUACACAUCCCAUGGGUUGGUUUCUCACCUAACAUCUCCUCACCUUCUGUGGUUUCAGUUCAGCCAGGAGAUCAUAGAAGAAUUAGAUAAUGUGUUUAAUGUGUCCCAUUUUUAAAAUUUUUAUAAGUAAGCUUAUGUUACACUUUAUUAAAUAUUAACUUUUUGAGUCUGAAACACCCAAAAAUUGUGUUGUUCUCCGUUAAUGAAUAAAGACAAAUUGCUUUUCUCAUCAGUAUGUACCUAAAAUAUUAAAGGAGGAGAAAAGGAGUAAUAUAAAUGUCAGAGUUACACAAUAUAAUGUGUAGUACUUGACCAGCUUAUCAAAAUUGUGCACACUAUUUGAACUAGUAAAUGAAUUUGCUCUUAAUUACUGUGCUCACAAAGCCUCAGAUCCCUGGAUCUUGUGUCUGUGACUAACAGCAGUGAUCAUUUCUUGUAUUUCUCAUAUAUGUAUAUUACUUUUUUUUUUUUUUUUUGGUUUUUACGAGACAGGGUUUCUCUGUAUUGUUUUGGAGGCUAUCGGUCCAGCCUGGCCUCGAACUCACAGAGAUCCGCCUGCCUAUGCCUCCCGAGUGCUGGGAUUAAAGGCGUGCGCCACCAACGCCUGGCCGUAUAUUACUAUUUUUAAUAGUUUUUUUUCUUUGAGAAUUGACUUAAUUGCAAUCAGUUAUUUGACUUUGCACUCUAUUUUAAUUUCACAGAAUUCUGUUAUAGUUUCUAGGCUUUUCACAAAGCCACUCACAGGCAUACUUUUGGUGCCUUUUCCCCCAUAGGAAGACAUUCUGGGAAGGAAAUGUCAGCAUCUUAGUAGAGUUCCACCAGGCAGCAGACUGGACUUGCACUUGGGAAUCUACUGACCAACGACUAAGCUGUGUUAACUGUGUUACUCAUUAAGCUGUGCUCUUUGCAUAUGGAGGUCGCAAAAAGAAAAAGGAAAAUCUUUUAGUUUGAAACUUUUGUGCUGACUUUUUUUCUUACAUGAUGAUGUUGAGCCAACUGAAAUGUAGGCUGUAGCAAAUAGUUUUACAAUACAUAUUUCACAAUUAAGUUUUACCAUUGUUUAAAUGUGUCCUGCUUGUUUUGCCGGUAAUAAGCAGUGGUUUUUACAUAGCUUUCUUGAUACGGAUAUUUGAUACAUAUAGUAAAGGCCACUGUUGGCAAAGCUUACAACUUAUAUGCUUGCAUCUGGCCGGAUGUCUGUGUAAAGACCACUGCACAAGCUUUGCACUCUGCUCUGCAGAUUGCUUGACAUAACAUAGAAAACACUUAAAGGUCCAUGUUAAAAAAGAUUGGUCCAUGGGUAAUUUCUGUCACUUUAAAAAAUAAAGUACAUUUUGGAAGAAUUAGUUUAACAAUAAUAAAGUUAAAGUAGUCCCACUUUUAAGUGAUCCAUUUUAAAAUUUGUAAAUCAAUAAAUUUUUUUGUUGUUAAA